AUGGAGCGAGGCGACCGCGUCUCGGAGAAGGACGCGCUGGCGGCGUAUGCUCGCCAGCUCCAGCGCCGCCUCGUGGUCUUGCGCGCGCACCGAUCGAUGCUUCUCUCGUGGGCUGACGUCGCCCGCGCGCUCCAGGACGAGAUGCUUGAGGCGGUUCGCGAUCACCGUUCGCUGCGCCAGCAACUCGAGACGCAUGUCCUCCUCGUGAGCGUCCUCAAGCGCUGGGUGUACGCGACUGCGCCCGCGCCGACGCCGUCGCACCAACCGAGCUGGUCCGAAUCCUAUUUGUUUCACGGACCACAUAGUACCCGGCGCAUUGGCUACAAGUGGCUUGCCGACCAGCUCUACCACUGCGUCAGCAAUGUCUUAAGCCACUCGGAAUCGCCCGAGCCCUCCGCGCGGUACCAAGUGAGCUGCGAGAAAACCCUUUUCCAGAUCCAAGGCGUGUGCACGCGCACACUGGACUGCGACCUCGCGACCGCGUCGACCGCCUAUUGGAUCGCCGAGCGAUCGUUCGCCCACUGCCAGCAGUCGGGCUCGUUUGUACUGGACGACUGGAUAGUAUGUGAUGACGAGAACGACGUGGUGUACGCGCGCGAGGACGUCGGGCGCGACCACCAAACCAUUUUAGGCCACAGCGUGUAUGGCCGGUACUGCGCAUCCAAUCAGUCGGUCAUUGUCGUGCGCUCUCUCUUGCACGAUGAAAUGUACCCGCUGGACCCCGACCAGUGGAGCGUCGACAGUAAACAAUGGAACGUCCUCGAGCCUUUAAAUGGCGGCACGCGCGUCCGAAGCGUCUAUGUGAUGGGCCACCCCGCGACGACCCGCGGCUUUGUGCGGCUGCAAGACUUUGUGAAAUGGACCAACCUACCAGCGGCGUGCGAGAAGGCCGUGCUUUUGCAGCGGCUACAACAUCGGUUUUAUAUGCGGCAAGGCUACCUGCGAGCGAUUUUUGACGCCCAUUUGCAGUUCGUUUUGGAGGCGGUCAUCGCGCGCAAUCGCCUCGAGCAGCAACUGCAGAGCUGA
Saprolegnia parasitica CBS 223.65 is the source of this 1026-nucleotide messenger RNA. RefSeq lists its product as hypothetical. The record is from RefSeq and is a predicted model, not a curated record. NCBI's taxonomy places the organism in Eukaryota, Oomycota, Saprolegniomycetes, Saprolegniales, Saprolegniaceae. Bases 1 to 1026 code for a protein of 341 amino acids. The transcript has 3 exons.